This is a messenger RNA of Linum trigynum, 688 nucleotides long. Lineage: Eukaryota; Viridiplantae; Streptophyta; Magnoliopsida; Malpighiales; Linaceae. The record is from the annotation of a GenBank genome assembly.
UACCCACACGAAUAUUAUCCGACCUGAUCCGCACUAGGUAUGUGUGACAAAUAUGAAUAUUGAGGUAUCACCCGUCUCAUUGUCAUCACUAUAUGAUGUCCAUAAUAAAUCAGAAAAAGAAUUUAACUUCAAAUUAUUAGCUAAUUUUGGGAUCAUAUUGGGAAGAAAUUUGUAUUAUGAUUAAAGAUGAUUAAGCUUUAAUCAUGAGCAUAUUUGGGGGGUGUGAAAACCAUGCAUGACAAUUGAAUUAUGUAUCCCAUCAUCAAUCGUGCGGCGGAGGAAGCAAAGAGAUAUCUAACGGCGGGCGUUAAAGCCAACGACCCGCGGGCGUACCGAGUCGGGUCGGGUCGCCGGCCGAAACGCUUCCCGGAUCUAUACCUGGCAGCUGAUUGGCUGGAGAAAAUAUCUAAAUCGCGGGGCCAGGCUGGCACCUGGUUUUUUUCUAGAUAUUUACGGCGGCCAGGAAUGCUGCCCGCGGUGGUUUUGUGGUUCCUGCCCGGAUAUCCUCAGCCACUGAAGCCGGCGACGUGCUCGUUUUAUGGUGGUUUUGAUGCUUCUCGGGCAGGGGUUCGGGCAGUAGUGCUGCCUGGCCUGCUUUAUAUAUUGGCAUCCACGUGAGAUUGAGAAAGACACAAAACCUUUUUUUGUAUCGAUAAGUAUAUUCUUCUAAUACAACAAGGCCAAUUUC